Molecule: messenger RNA, 2121 nt
Organism: Polychytrium aggregatum
Lineage: Eukaryota; Fungi; Chytridiomycota; Chytridiomycetes; Polychytriales
Product: kinase-like domain-containing protein
Exons: 9
Coding region: 1-2121 (706 amino acids)
Biological process (GO): peptidyl-serine phosphorylation; signal transduction
Cellular component (GO): cytoplasm; nucleus
Molecular function (GO): protein serine/threonine kinase activity; ATP binding
Source: RefSeq, a predicted model, not a curated record
AUGUCGAUACCCCAUGUCCUUCCGCCGCCCCUGAAACUGUUCCCACGAUUCGACGACCAGCCCUUCUUGCGAGGGCCGAGUACUCUGCAUCCCUAUCCGGCCCAGGUUCCCACGAACUGGAUACAUCCGCCGGUACGGCUUGCGUGCGCCCAAGCCCCAGCUCCCAUUCCUGUUCCCCUGCUUCCCAAGAAGCGGUCGUGUUCACCCAACGAAGCCAUCUCAGCAUGGAGCCCCGUCUACCACGAACUGUACGGAACACCGCCCUCGUCACAUCACAAUAACCAUCCGCUCCAGUGGGCCCAGUCACCACAGACUCGCUCGUCGGUCCCGGCUCUUCACUCCAUCGGCGGUCACAGCCGCUAUACCGACAGGCCCUUGCCUGCCGAGCUCGAGUGUGCUCAGUGCUGCGGCUGCCCUGCUCUCCACCCGCACGAUGUCAAGCUGUCUCCUGGCUGUGCUGGAAUGGCCUUCCAGCCUCAUGCGGUCCCUAUGGGCCUUUCCCGGGCAGAGCUCACCAAAGCAUGUGUGGCCAGCACAUAUCAAGCUUCCAAGACGUCCACCUUCGAGACCGGGAUCGUGACGCCGAUCUCGGGCGAUCUGCCUUUUCUUCCAACCCAGAGGUCCCCGCCACCUGCCACCAUCCGGACCGCUGCCCCGCCAUACGAGCCGCAAUCUCCUUCAAAAACACCUGCUCCGCUACCCCAACCAGUUUAUACGCCCUCAUUGUAUCUGUGCCAGCGCGAGUCCUUGCCCCAGGCCAAGGCUAAGCCUGGAUCGUUCGAGGGGGAGGAUGUGUUCAACCAUCCCGCCAAGCGGCAAAAGUGCGGCCGAAACGAGAGUGCGUCUGGUCUGCGGUUUAUCGCAGUAUCAGUGGGUGCUCAGACCCCGGAGCCACAGAUUCGCCCGGGCUGUGCCAUCUCACUCCAGUCCCAGCAUCAGCACCCGAGUCAGUAUCAGCACCAGCACCAGCACCAACAUCAACAUCAACGGCAACAUCAGGCUCAAGUGUAUCCCCAUAUCCUCAUCAACCAGGAGCUGCCUGCUCAUGCCGAUCAACGCCCACCCCACAAGCGGCUCGACAAAGAGCUCGCUUCGGCAAAGUCUCCCAACGAUGGCAAGGAGUAUCCCAUCUCCGAGAUCGUGUCGGACAACGGGAAACGCAAAUGGGUCGUUCUUCGGCCUCUCGGCAAGGGCGGAUGCGGAGAAGUCUAUCUGGGACGCGAGGUCAUCAGUCAGCCAGGAUCCAAAGAGUCCCUGUCGUCCGAGUAUGUGGCUCUGAAACAAAUCCAGGACCACAAGCAAUAUUUGUCUGAGCUCAAGACCAUGAAGAUCCUCGACAGCCACAAACAGGGUCGAGGUCCAACGCCCAAGCUGAUUGCAUCCUGCAAGAAGAAGAAUGUCUUGAUCAUGGAGUAUCUGUCGGACACGCUGUCGAAGCAGUUCGAGAGGUGCAACUACCGGUUCAGCGUCAAAACGAUCUUGAUGCUUGCGAUUGAUAUGCUGGAGGUCUCGCGCGACUUUUACUGUCGAACGGGGCACGUUCACAUCGACAUCAAGCCAUCCAACUACUGCACCGGAGGCAGCGGCGACCGCCUGUCGCUCAUCGACUUUGGAUACUCGACGCCUCCACAAGAACGCCUGCCUGGACAGACAGGAACGCCGCUCUUCAUGGCCCUGGGCAUCCAAGUGUUUGGCUCCUCCUUCGUCGCCGUAGAUCCGUCGUGGCAAGACGAUCUUGAGUCGAUCGGAUAUGUCCUCAUGUUCUUCAUCGCCGGUGGCAAGCGAGGGCUUCCAUGGGGACACCUGCGCACACACAUGGAGAUUGCCCAGGGCAAGAGCGACAGCUGCCUCAAGGAGUUCAUCCGGGCGCUCGACACGACCGAGUACAGCGUCCUGGCGCGGUGUCUCGAGGAGCACCUGGCUCUGACCCGAGACCGCAGCCGGCCGUUUGUGCCCGACGCCCACUACUCGAUUCUGCUGGGCAACUGGAUGAACUGCUUGGUCCGCCUGGGGCUCACCUACGAUCGCAAGUACGACUGGCUCGAGCUUUCCAAAAAGUCGCACUCGGACCAUGGGACGGGGGCUGCAACCGCGACCGCGGCCGUGGCGCUCGUGAAAUGA